GUCCCCAGAAGAAAUGGGCAUUGAUAGGCCAAGAUGUUUGUUUUCUGCGACAUAUUCUGCUCCGAUUUGGUACGACGUCUUAGAAUGAGCCAACCAAAGACUAGCCCAAAGAGAUGCUUCAUGGAGCUUGAAAUCUGAAGCAGAGCCGCCUCCGGAAAUGAGCAUUGAGAACGCUAGUCAUCAUCAGGCUGAGAGAGCUGAAUGGGUGCUCGGUUCACCUGACCCUCCUAGCCUCUGGCAUGAUCUGCUUGUCUCAAUAAGAGAGACACUACUUCCUAACAACAGCAAUGAUGAUACGAAAAGAUCUCCAAUGGCACAAAAGCAAGCUCUAUGCAGGGGAGCUGCUUCACUCUUUCAAGGUCUCUUCCCAACCCUCUGCUGGGGCAAAAGUUACUGUGUCUCGAAGUUCAAAAGCGACCUGAUGGCCGGUUUGACGCUCGCGAGCCUCUGCAUUCCUCAGAGCAUUGGGUAUGCUAACUUGGCGAAACUGGAUCCACAGUAUGGCCUAUACACAAGCGUAGUCCCGCCUCUUGUCUAUGCCUUGAUGGGGAGUUCCAGGGAGAUUGCCAUUGGACCUGUAGCUGUCGUAUCACUCUUGCUUUCCUCCAUGAUUCAAAAUGUACAGGAUCCUUUGACCGAACCUGGUGCUUACAGAAGGCUCGUUUUCACGGCAACUUUCUUUGCUGGAACAUUCCAGGCUUUAUUCGGAUUGCUCAGGUUGGGAUUUCUGGUCGAUUUUCUUUCGCAUGCUGCGAUCGUUGGGUUCAUGGCAGGCGCGGCCAUCAUUAUCGGUCUUCAACAACUCAAAGGGCUACUUGGGAUUAGCCACUUCACAACAAAAACAGACGCGGUGUCCGUUCUAGAAUCGGCAUUUAGAUCGAUUCACCAUCAAUGGUACCCUCUCAAUUUUGUCCUUGGAUGCUCAUUCCUGAUUUUCCUCCUCAUCGCGAGGUUCAUCGGACGAAGAAAAAAGAAACUCUUCUGGUUCCCAGCUAUCGCUCCUCUAGUGUCGGUAGUCCUGUCCACCUUAAUAGUCUUUCUGACGAAUGCUGAUAAGCAUGGUGUGAAGGUAGUGAAGCACAUCAAAGGAGGAUUAAAUCCAAGUUCAGCACAUGAGUUGCAGUUCGGAGGUCCACAUGUAGGACAGUCUGCUAAAAUUGGUCUAAUCUGCGCUGUUGUGGCUCUCGCCGAAGCGAUAGCUGUUGGCCGGUCUUUUGCUUCGAUCAAAGGCUACCAGAUUGAUGGGAACAAGGAAAUGGUAGCAAUGGGAUUCAUGAACAUUGCUGGAUCUCUCACCUCAUGCUAUGUAGCAACUGGUUCUUUUUCAAGGACUGCGGUGAAUUUUAGUGCAGGAUGCCAGACCGUCGUGUCGAACAUAGUGAUGGCCAUGGCGGUGCUACUAUCACUGCUGCUCUUCACCAAGCUCUUGUACUACACUCCCAUCGCGAUCCUUGCUUCGAUCAUCUUGUCGGCUCUUCCCGGUCUGAUCGACGUGAAUGAGGCUCUCCGGAUCUGGAGAGUCGACAAGCUUGACUUCCUAGCGUGCAUCGGCGCCUUCUUGGGGGUCCUGUUCGGGACGGUGGAGAUCGGCCUUCUAGCCGCGGUUGCUAUCUCGUUUGGAAAGAUUAUAUUUCUAUCCAUUCGACCUGGCACAGAACUGCUAGGAAGGCUUCCGAGGACGGAUAUAUUUGGCGACAUCAGACAGUACCCAAUGGCCAUCGAAACUCCCGGUGUCUUCUUGAUCCGCAUCAAUUCCGGCUUGAUGUGCUUUGCCAAUGCCAAUUACAUCAGAGAAAGGAUAAUGAGGUCAGUCACCGAAGAGGAUGACGCUAAACGAACCGAGAGGAGAAAGAUCCAAGUGGUGGUCCUUGACAUGUCCAAUGUGAUGAACAUCGACACAUCGGGGAUCACCGCCCUUGAAGAACUGCACAAGAAGCUGGUUUCAAUCGGCUUAGAAGUGGGUAUAGCCAACAUCAGAUGGCCAGUGAUCCACAAGCUGAAGUUGGCCAACUUCCUGGACAGGAUUGGGAGAGAGAGGGUCUUCCUUAGUGUUGGGGAGGCUGUGGAAUAUUCAUGCCUCUCUUCUAAGUUCACUGGUCUUGAUAGCUGUUGAUCAAACGUGGGUUGCUAGGAACAUCACUGAGGUAAUUGGCAAUAAUAUUUCAUCCCGUGAGCCGGAGAAAGUGGUUACGAG
Molecule: messenger RNA, 2194 nt
Organism: Rhodamnia argentea
Lineage: Eukaryota; Viridiplantae; Streptophyta; Magnoliopsida; Myrtales; Myrtaceae
Product: low affinity sulfate transporter 3-like
Exons: 13
Coding region: 158-2113 (651 amino acids)
Biological process (GO): transmembrane transport
Cellular component (GO): membrane
Molecular function (GO): secondary active sulfate transmembrane transporter activity
Source: RefSeq, a predicted model, not a curated record